Trypanosoma theileri is the source of this 1179-nucleotide messenger RNA. RefSeq lists its product as uncharacterized. The transcript has a single exon. Lineage: Eukaryota; Euglenozoa; Kinetoplastea; Trypanosomatida; Trypanosomatidae. The record is from RefSeq and is a predicted model, not a curated record. The coding region runs from base 1 to 1179 and encodes 392 amino acids.
AUGGAAGAGAGACGGAGAUCUCGUCGGUACAUUGCCAGUGGACCCCAUGAAGAUGAAAUGGCAAAAAUGAAGCACACUCAUGAUCUGGGAAGUACCAGAUCGUCUGUCCGCAGAAGUAUUGCAGAAUUCAGUGAGUCUGCCUCACUCCUUUUACCACUUUUGAAUCAGAAAUUCACUGUUCCACCUACUUGUUUUAACAGGAAAGUUGCUGCACGUGUGGUGCAAAAACCGGGGACUGUGGUUCACUGGAAGGACUCCCUUCGUCGAGAUGUGCUCAUGUUACCAUCAAUUAGUCACCUUCGCACAAAGCGGGCGCAAGAGAGCCAUACUAAUGAGGUGAAUGAGGUAAACGAAGUGCAUGGUGUAAACCGUGAUAUUAUCCCAAAGAGAAUGAGUGACGAUAUUUCCCUCGUGAGCUCGACUGAACAAACAGUGGCAAAUGUAGAUGCGAAUCAUAGAACAGAGGAGUCUGCACUUGAAACACUACGAAAUUUAUUUCUUCCCCGUUGGCGUCUUUUUUCGCACCUUAAACAUCGCUUCAGCCAACCUACUGUGGUUGCUCCAUCUGUUGCGGAUUCACCUCCGCGACGCCAGAGUCGAGUGAAGGAUAUGGCGGUUGAUGUUAUUCUCUCUUAUCUCCGGGCAGAUUUGGUGCGGCCGCUGGUGGAGUUCCGUCGCUGGAGGAAAAAACUCGUGGCGGCCCAACGGCUCUUCCGGCGGCACACGAUGGCCGUCGAUGCCCGCGUGGAGCUCAACUACCGCCGGCUGCGGGCGUCGGUGGAGGAAUCGUACUGGCGGCAGACCGCCGGCCGCGGGGGAGACGCCGUCGACUUCAACACCGCCGGCCGCCUGCCAGAGCGACUGCUCCGCCGCGAACUACGCGCAGCGCUCUACAGCCACAUCCGACGCUCCGUUCAACCUCCGCCGCCACAACAAGAAGAGGAAGAGGAAGAAGAAGAAGAAGAAGAAGAAGAAGAAGAAGAAGAACAUCAGCAACAGCAACAGCAACGUCAACAGAAACAGAAAGAACCACCAACAACACGGGUGACGGCGUUUCUACCUCUCUCAGUCUUUUACGCUGUUCUUGACAAUGUGUGUUACAUCACUAGCGUGUUACGCAAUUUUAAAUUGCUACGAGCUCACUUAUCUGAACGGGCAAAGGUCAUAUCAUCUUACUAG